Messenger RNA from Closterium sp. Naga37s-1, 1169 nucleotides. The record is from the annotation of a GenBank genome assembly. NCBI's taxonomy places the organism in Eukaryota, Viridiplantae, Streptophyta, Zygnematophyceae, Desmidiales, Closteriaceae.
AUGCGCGCUCUCCGCGCUGUCGGUUCCUCUCGGCGCUGCUACCACUCGCACUCACGCUAUUCCAGGCAGGCGGAGCAGCGGGCGUGCGAGGAGGAGCUGGCGGGGUUGCGGCAGUGGUACCACAGCGGCCAUGGCGCAGUGGUUGAAGGUACCAGUGGAGCAGCAGGGGGAGCAGCCAUGCAAGCAGCCAUGCGGACUGGCGGGUCCCUGGCAGGGCCAGCAGCAGGCGCAAGGCAGGCCGAGAGCCAAGGGGAGGGGCGAAAAGAGUGGAGGAAGGAGGUGUGGAGAGGGGAGGGUGGCGAGCGCAGGAGGCUGGUGGCAUACGAGUCGUGGCGGCACAAGCUCAAGGACCAGAUCACCCAGCUUGACGCCAUGUGGGCCUCUGUGGAGCGCAAACGGAAGGAGCUGCGGCGGGUGAACAGCGUGAAGAUGCAGCUGGACGGGCAGCUGGACGCGAGUGCCAUCGACUGGGACGCCCGCCUGCUGCCCCCGUCCGCGAUGGACAAGGCGCGUGAGGUGGUGGCGUGGUGUGAUGGCGAUGGCAUGGUGGUGUCCUCGCCCGUGCCCACAUGGAAGGCGUAUGCAUGCAACGCGUCGGAGGAGGAGAUGCGGCGCUAUCUGGACUUUGAGCCGCAGCAGCUGUGCCCCGACGACUGGUUCCACACGCAGGACCUGCUCUUCGCCAACAACUGCUUCGCUCUGCCCACGCGCCGCUGCCUCACCCGCACCUCACAGCAGCUCGUGGAGCCCACGCCAUUCCCGGAGUCGCUCUUCAGCCAGGGCGCACUCAAGGACGGGGCAGUGCGGUGGGCGCUGCACCACUGCAAGUCCUUCGCCUGCCUCAAUGCACGUCUCAUCGGCGACUGCCGCCUGUGCUACAACAUGACCAUCGAGCGCAACCGCUGGCACCGCCACUUCCGCGGCUCGCUGUCCAUCAAGGAGGUCGUCAACAUGAUGAACGGGACCCUCAGGAUCGGGCUGGACGCGGGCGGCGGCACGGGCAGCUUUGCGGCGCACAUGGCGCGGUACAACGUGACGGUGAUGACCACCGCCAUGAACAUCGAGACCGUCACCGGCCGCCGCCAGGGCCUGCCGUACAUGGAGACCAUCGCCCUGCGCGGCCUCAUCCCGCUGCACGUCCCCCACAAGAUGGCCCCGGGGGUGGCAGG